AUGGAUAAAAUAAAGAAGCUUAACUUGGAUUCAGACUAAUUUUAGAUAGAUCAUCUAAGACCUAUUCCUGCACUUGUAAAAGCAAAUACAUUAUAUUGGAAUGAGAUUGGCAUGCUUAAUAAUUUAUAAUGGAAUUACACUCUUUAAAUUAAUAGCGAUAAAUUGAGUUAAGUGAAGGAAAUUAUAUAGAAAGCCUGUUGCACUUAAGUCAGCGAUUAAGAAUACAAGUUAAUUUAAGACUUUUUAGAAAAUGAUGAAUAUUUAUUGAAGAAUUGUGGGUUUACAACCUAAAAAUUACCUGAUUUAAUAGAAAAUAAUGCAAACCUAGUACUCUUUUUCUUAAUGAAAAAUGUGAAGUCUUCUGAUUUCUAAGAUUAUUUGGAUGUUUUUAUAAAUAUUGAUGUCACUCCUGCUACUAUUGAAUUAAUUGCUAUGAUAAAUCAUUCAAUGAAAAUACCUCCUGAUUUCGUUACAUAUUAUGUGUAUUAUUGUAUUUAAUAUUGUAAUAAUAUUAAAGAAAAACCCACCUAAACUAAAAUAGUUAAAUAUGUCAGCAUUUUUAUUCGGCACUUUUUAAAAACGAAGGCCAUAGUGACCAAAGAUCUUCUGACUGAAGUAAGCUGUUUAUAAGUACAAAAGCUGCAAGCAUUUUGCAUAGAGUUUACCAGAGUUAAUGAAGUAUCUUAACUUUUUAAAUCUGUAAAAGCUUUCAAUGAGUUAGGUGCAUGA
Messenger RNA from Paramecium tetraurelia, 729 nucleotides. RefSeq lists its product as uncharacterized. Gene Ontology annotation, biological process: negative regulation of translation; mRNA catabolic process. NCBI's taxonomy places the organism in Eukaryota, Ciliophora, Oligohymenophorea, Peniculida, Parameciidae. The transcript is spliced from 4 exons. Gene Ontology annotation, cellular component: CCR4-NOT complex. The record is from RefSeq and is a predicted model, not a curated record.